This is a messenger RNA of Rhinolophus ferrumequinum (greater horseshoe bat), 567 nucleotides long. RefSeq names its product PRELI domain containing protein 3B-like. Gene Ontology annotation, cellular component: mitochondrial intermembrane space. The coding region runs from base 1 to 567 and encodes 188 amino acids. The transcript has a single exon. Gene Ontology annotation, molecular function: phosphatidic acid transfer activity. Gene Ontology annotation, biological process: phospholipid transport. Lineage: Eukaryota; Metazoa; Chordata; Mammalia; Chiroptera; Rhinolophidae. The record is from RefSeq and is a predicted model, not a curated record.
AUGAAGACCUGGACUUCGGAGCACGUCUUUGACCACCCACGGGAAACUAUUACAACAGCUGCAAUGCAGAAAUACCCAAACCCCACGAACCCAAGUGUGGCUGGAGCUGAUGUAUUGGACAGACAUAUAGAUCCUUCUGGAAAGUUGCACAGCCAUAGACUUAGCACUGAGUGGGGGCUGCUUACUGGUGCAGCAAGAACCAAAACAUACAAGAAUAUUCUGCAAGAAUAUUCUGUAGAGAAAACAAUGGAACUCAAAUCCACUAAUAUUCCACUUACAAAUAUGGUUUCAGUAGAUGAGACACUUAUAUACAAACCACAUCCUCAGGCCCCAGAAACAACGGUUUUGACUCAAGGACCCACAAUCACUAUGCAAGGAGUCAGUCCCAGUAGUUAUCUCGAAGGACUGAUGGCAAGCACGAUAUCUUCCAAUGCUAACAAGGGCCAAGAAGCAAUGGAACGGGUAACACACAGAUUAAAUGCUGAGACCGAAGAACUGAUGGCUUUGGCAAGAGGGCGCAUAAGGACACCAACAGUGGCGGUGGCAGCAUUUGUAGGGAAACAAUGA